GCUCAAGCAGAGGUCAGUCGUAGUCUAGUCGGUAUCAUCUAAAAAAAUAAAACCAAAAAGAUAGAUAUUAAUUAUUUUUGAAAUCAAAAUUACAUAAUUAAUUAUUAUAAUCCUAAUACUAAUAUGAUUUCAAAAACAAAAAUCUUAAACAUAUACAUAAACCACGAAAACUACAAAUAAAUUAUCCCAAUAAAAGUAUCUAUCAUUUAAUUAAAAAAUAAAACAUAAUUAUUUUUAAAAUCAAAAUUACAUAACUAUAAUCCUAAUAGUAAUAGGUUACAUAUACAUCUAUAUAUAGCUAGUCACUAGUCACGAGAGAGAAUAUUUUUUAAACAAAUAAUUAGUAAUUAGACUUUAGUUUAGUGGGGCUAUAUCAACCUUAGUUUUAGUUGUACGCAUUGAUUAGUUUUUGUUAAUAAAUUAUUGUUUCUUCUAAGAAACAAAUUAAUAAAAUAUAAAGAUGAUGAGAAUGGUAAUGAAAUAUCGUCAAGAGAAAGAUACUUUUGUAAUCAAAUAUAAUAAGAGACAAAGAGAUGAUGAAGAUUCUAAAAAUAAUAAACGUAGCAAGUAUGGUGGAUGGGUGAAGGAAAAGUUACUCGGAAGGGGAGGUUUUGGAUGUGUUAACUUGGUUAAGUUUAAAGAACCUCGACCACCGCACUAUAAAGAUUUGCCUGAGCUUUUGGCAGUAAAAUCUGCACUAAAUGAUACUUGUUCAAAGGAUCUAGUUAGGGAGAUGAAAGUGUAUGAGUAUCUUGGUUCGAGUCCUUUCAUUGUUAAGUGCUACGGUCAAUUAGACAAUUAUAAUAAAGGGGAGGUAAAUAUGGCGAUGGAGUAUGCAUCAGGUGGGUCCUUGGCUAGUGCGAUCGAGAAUAAGAAUAAUGGAGAUGGAUUGAGUGAGUGGGAAGUGAAGGCACACACUUGCUCCAUUCUUAAAGGGCUUGAGUUUAUUCAUAGAAAGGGUUUUGUGCAUUGUGAUUUGAAGCCCGCAAACAUUCUACUCGUGGCUGAUGAUGAUAAUAAUAGUCCUUAUAGCGUCGAUGGUUUUGUGGCGAAGAUUGCUGAUUUUGGUCUGGCUAAGACUAGUAGUGUUAGGAGUAAUAAUGGUGAUGAUGAGUGGAUGAGGAGGUCAAAGGUUGGAGGAACUCUGUAUUAUCUUUCUCCCGAAGCUGUACUAGAAAAUACUCAAGAAGAGGCGAGUGAUAUUUGGGCAGUUGGGUGUGUGGUUUUGCAAAUGUUGACUGGACUAGUGCUGCCGUGGUAUGAUAACCCCACCAAAAAUCAGCUUUCCAGUAUAAUUAGUAUAGACACUCCGUGUAGUGGUUUACCUUCAGAUUGGCUUUCCAAGAAUGCUUGGGAUUUCUUGUUCAAGUGCUUUACUAGGAACCCUAAUAAUAGACCUUCUGCUCACAUGUUACUAAACCAUUCCUUUCUUCUCUCAGAAGAUCACCAAGAAAAUGAUCAACAAAUAAAUCACAAUGAUAUUAACGUUGAUGAAGAUCAUGCUAAUGAUGGUGAUGGUGAUAGUGAUGGUGAUGGUGAUGGUGAAGACUUUGAAGACGUCGACGAUGGUAAUAAUUAUGAUGGUGAUGAUGAUGAAGAAGAAUACGAGGACGAUGAUGAUGAGCAACCUCCCUUUUAUGAUUCUUGGUUUAGCAGUAGUCCCUGACAUUCCAUCUCUAUACUCGUAUAUUAAUUCAUUUUUUCAACUUCAAACAUCAAUUCCACAUUUUUUAUUAUCUAUAAGAUAUUUGUUUU
Molecule: messenger RNA, 1755 nt
Organism: Cannabis sativa
Lineage: Eukaryota; Viridiplantae; Streptophyta; Magnoliopsida; Rosales; Cannabaceae
Product: mitogen-activated protein kinase kinase kinase 20-like
Exons: 1
Coding region: 461-1666 (401 amino acids)
Biological process (GO): protein phosphorylation
Molecular function (GO): ATP binding; protein kinase activity
Source: RefSeq, a predicted model, not a curated record